Molecule: messenger RNA, 961 nt
Organism: Arabidopsis lyrata subsp. lyrata
Lineage: Eukaryota; Viridiplantae; Streptophyta; Magnoliopsida; Brassicales; Brassicaceae
Product: copper transporter 2
Exons: 1
Coding region: 278-751 (157 amino acids)
Biological process (GO): copper ion transmembrane transport; intracellular copper ion homeostasis
Cellular component (GO): plasma membrane
Molecular function (GO): copper ion transmembrane transporter activity
Source: RefSeq, a predicted model, not a curated record
AGAGGCAUGGAGUUGUAUCAUGCAAUGCAAAUAAGGUAAAUAUAUAUUUAGGGGAUUAGAUGUCUUUCUUUUGAACAUCUAUUUAAGGGGAUUUUCUAAAUUCUAAUAUAACGAAUGUUUGUACUACACAAAAAAUUUAACAAGUCAAAAGAUGAUGUACUUGUACUACAGUACAACACAUAAUACAUUGAAGAAAUCACAAUAAAUACAAACCGAUUCUCUCUUAAAAUUUUUGUCUACGACAAAAUCCAUCAUAAACCCUAUUACCAUUAGUAUCAUGGAUCAUGAUAACAUGCAUAACAUGCCACCACCAUCACCAUCAUCAUCAAUGUCGAAUCAUACCAAACCACACAUGAUGAUGAUGCACAUGACGUUCUUUUGGGGUAAGAACACGGAGGUUCUAUUCUCCGGCUGGCCGGGGACAAGCUCCGGCAUGUACGCUCUCUGUCUCAUCGUUGUCUUCCUCCUCGCCGUAAUUGCCGAGUGGCUUGCCCAUUCGCCGGUCCUACGUGUUGGUGGCUCUACCAACCGCGCCGCCGGGCUCGCUCAGACCGCCGUGUACACACUCAAGACUGGCCUUUCGUAUUUGGUGAUGCUCGCUGUUAUGUCCUUUAAUGGAGGCGUUUUCAUCGUUGCUAUCGCCGGAUACGCCGUUGGUUUCUUUCUCUUUGGAAGCACUACUUUCAAGAAACCCUCCGAUGACCGGAAAACCACCGAGCUUCUCCCGCCGUCGUCAGGCUGCGUUUGUUAAACAAUUGAAAUUACUGUUAUUUUUUUUUUCUUAAUUAAGAAUUUUUUUCCUUUGUGUGUGGUUGGCUUUAUAUUUUAAUAUUUCUUUUUGGUUUAAGUCAAUUAAAUAGUAGAAGUUAAAAUAUUCUCAAUUGAUUUUUUAGGUUACACAAAAUUAAUUCCACAAUUCCAUGAAUAUUUUGGGACUAUAAAGAUUUUGGAAUUUCUUGCA